UCCGUUCAUUGCUCGGACGGAUCAAAAUAAACCUGUAAAUAUGAAGAACUUGGUAGUGCUUGUGCUAAUGGUUGUGAUGCUUCUAGCUGUGAAUAUGGCUGAAGCCCAAUUUGGGUUCGGAGCUCAAUCCACCAAACAACAACCUGCUACAGAUACUACGAGGAAAACUUCACCAACAACACCGACAAAGCCUACUACACCGACGAAGCCUACUACGCCAACAAAGCCAACACUGCCCACCCGCCCGACAAUGACCUCUACUACGAAGCGCGCAACGCCUACUGUCGUCCCAACGAAACCAUCACCGACGCCAACACGCAAGCCCUAAUUCCUUCCCUUCAGAGUUCUUUGAGCUUAUCGCACAGAAAGAGACCGGAAAAUUGGUGUUUCAAUAGAAUAAAAUCUGCCCCAAAAUA
This is a messenger RNA of Anopheles merus, 416 nucleotides long. Its product is annotated as integumentary mucin A.1-like. The coding region runs from base 41 to 328 and encodes 95 amino acids. Lineage: Eukaryota; Metazoa; Arthropoda; Insecta; Diptera; Culicidae. The transcript has 2 exons. The record is from RefSeq and is a predicted model, not a curated record.